Molecule: messenger RNA, 1233 nt
Organism: Fusarium tjaetaba
Lineage: Eukaryota; Fungi; Ascomycota; Sordariomycetes; Hypocreales; Nectriaceae
Product: biotin synthase
Exons: 2
Coding region: 1-1233 (410 amino acids)
Biological process (GO): biotin biosynthetic process
Cellular component (GO): mitochondrion
Molecular function (GO): biotin synthase activity; 2 iron, 2 sulfur cluster binding
Source: RefSeq, a predicted model, not a curated record
AUGAAGCCCGGUACAUCUCUCCGUCUUGGGGCCCUUCGACAGGUUACACCCCGUAACCGUUUGUCCCUCCCCGCUUCGGCGAGAUGGCAGCAUUCCCGGGCCAUGUCAACAGUUGUUGACUUCCAUCCUCGACCUUCGCAGCCGCCUCCUCCUCCGGCUGGAGCUAACGAAGCGAUUGAGAAGCAGAGGGCGGAGAAGAGGAAGCAGAUUCUGAGGGAAGCUGUCACGGCGACUCAGGUUCGACAUGACUGGACCAAGGAGGAGAUUGCGGCCAUUUACUACCAGCCUGCCCUGGAGCUAGCAUACCAAGCUAGCACCGUACACCGUCGAUGGCACAACCCCGCCGAAGUGCAACUCUGCACUCUGAUGAACAUCAAGACAGGCGGCUGCACCGAAGACUGCUCCUACUGCGCCCAAUCCACCCGUUACCAAGAAGGCACAAAGGUUCCCGCCAAGAGAGUAGAGAGUGUCGAGAGCGUACUAGCAGCUGCGCGAACAGCCAAAGAGAAGGGAAGCACUCGAUUCUGCAUGGGCGCCGCAUGGAGAGAUAUGCGCGGUCGCAAGAACAGCUUGAAGAACAUUAAGGCUAUGGUUGAGGGCGUCAAAGGCAUGGGUAUGGAGGUCUGCGUGACGCUGGGUAUGAUCGAUGCAGAGCAGGCAAAGGAGCUCAAGGCCGCGGGCCUCACGGCGUACAACCACAACGUCGACACUAGUCGUGAGUUCUACCCGUCUGUCAUUACGACACGCAGCUACGACGAGCGACUACAGACGCUGAGCCACGUGCGCGACGCUGGUAUCAAGGUGUGUUCAGGUGGAAUUCUCGGUCUGGGCGAGACCAGCGAAGAUCGUGUUGGUCUCCUUCACACCGUGUCGACACUCCCAAGUCACCCGGAGAGCUUCCCCGUCAACGCCCUGGUGCCCAUCAAGGGCACGCCGCUGGGCGAUCGACCGAUGGUUGAGUUCACGAGCAUGUUGCGAACCAUCGCCACGGCGCGAAUCAUCAUGCCCUCGACCAUCAUCCGCAUCGCAGCGGGCCGCAAGACCAUGUCGGAGGAGAAGCAGGCCUUGUGCUUCAUGGCGGGUGCGAACGCUAUCUUUACAGGCGAGAAGAUGCUCACGACGGAGUGCAAUGGCUGGGAUGAGGACGCCGCCAUGUUUGGGCGAUGGGGUCUUGAGCCCAUGAAGAGCUUUGACAAGUCUCCCCAGCCUGCACCUGAAGUUCGAGUUCUGUAA